This is a messenger RNA of Cooperia oncophora, 516 nucleotides long. Lineage: Eukaryota; Metazoa; Nematoda; Chromadorea; Rhabditida; Trichostrongylidae. The record is from the annotation of a GenBank genome assembly.
AUGCCUGCUCAGUUCACGUGUGCUUGGUGUGCUGGUGAUCAUCGUCAGGAAUCUACGAGCAAAAACUGUCGUGUCGACGAACCACGUGCUAGCGAAAGAAGUAGCUGGAGUUGGACGACAUUCAUCGACUGGCGACAAGUGUGCUGUAUAUCGUCGUGGCGAGAACUGAAACGUAGCGCCGAAAUGCAAGGUUGCUGCUGUUGUGCACCAUGCAAACCAAGAUAUCGUCGUCUGGUGGAUUCGAUUUAUCCACGUGCGAUUACCGAUGGGCUCAUUUCGUCAAAUAUGCAAAAGCUCAUCUUCUACGCGAUUUCUCAUCCGGAGAAACUCGAACGAAUUGGCGAGUACUUGGUUUUACGUAUGAGCAGAGAUCUUGGACGAAUGCGAUUGGUUCAGGUUAAAAUUGCUGUCGAAGCGAUGGAUCAGUUGCUGCAGUCCUGCCAUAGCUCGCCCAGGCUUGCAAAAUUUAGGCGCGGAAUCACUGAAGAUGGUGCAAAAACUGCUGGAGUCGAAUAA